Pyrenophora tritici-repentis Pt-1C-BFP is the source of this 1479-nucleotide messenger RNA. Its product is annotated as delta(14)-sterol reductase. Gene Ontology annotation, cellular component: endoplasmic reticulum membrane. The record is from RefSeq and is a predicted model, not a curated record. Lineage: Eukaryota; Fungi; Ascomycota; Dothideomycetes; Pleosporales; Pleosporaceae. Gene Ontology annotation, molecular function: Delta14-sterol reductase activity. Gene Ontology annotation, biological process: ergosterol biosynthetic process.
AUGUCGAAAGUCAAGAGCGAGAAGAAGUCGCUCGAUGAGAAGCCUCAUGGUUAUGAGUUUCUAGGACCCCCUGGAGCUUUCAUCAUCUCCUUUGGUCUCCCGGUCUUGGUCUAUGUCUUUACGUUUUUGUGCAAUGACAUCUCUGGAUGCCCGGCACUGUUCUUCUUCACCCUUACAGCUUCAGCCUCGAACAGUGAAGAAGGAGUGGGAUGGACUGGCUUUUCUGGUCUGCUUAACACGCAGGCCUUCCUCGGCACCCUGGGUUACUACAUGCUGAGCUUGACCUUGUACCGAUUCCUUCCUGGACAGGAGGUUGCAGGCACUGAGCUCAGGUCUGGUGGAAGGCUCAUGUACAGGUUCAACGCCUGGAACUCGGCCCUUUUCAUCAUGGCCAUGCUUGGAGCUGGUACAGCCGUCUACGGCGCCGAAUUCCCUGUCUGGACUUUUAUCCACGAGAACUACAUCGGCAUUCUGACCAGCAACAUUCUCAUUUCCUACUUCCUGGCCACCUACUGCUACGUCUCUUCUUUCAGUGUCAAGCACCCCAAAGAUCCGUCCAUGCGCGAGCUCGCAGCUGGCGGUCGUACUGGCAACAUGCUUUACGACUGGUUCAUCGGCCGUGAAUUGAACCCACGUGUCGACUUGCCAAUCUUCGGCGAGGUAGACAUCAAGGCAUGGUGUGAACUACGCCCUGGGAUGCUGGGAUGGAUCAUUCUGGAUCUCGCCUUCAUCGUGCAGCAAUACCGCAACUUUGGCCGUGUCACAGACUCCAUUAUUCUUAUUACCGUUGCACAGGCUGUCUACACUUUCGACGCCUUGUACAUGGAGCCUGCCAUUCUCACCACCAUUGACAUCAUCGCCGAUGGUUUCGGUAUGAUGCUUUCCUUUGGCGACCUCGUCUGGGUCCCAUUCACCUACACCAUCCAAACACGCUACCUCUCUGUCUACCCCGUUGAUCUCGGUCUCUACGGUGUCGCUGGCGUGCUCGCAGUCCAGGGUAUUGGCUACUACAUCUUCCGCGCUGUCAACAACGAGAAGAACCGCUUCAGGACAAACCCCGACGACCCGCGUGUCAAGCACCUCAAGUACAUUGAGACCGAGGCUGGCUCCAAGCUUCUCAUCAGCGGAUGGUGGGGAACUGCACGUCACAUCAACUACCUCGGUGACUGGCUCAUGAGCUGGUCCUACGUCCUUCCCACGGCCAUGUCCGGAUACCUGAUCAAGAACUCUGCGCAACACCCUAUCACCGCCACGCAAACCGACGCCUACUUCUUCAAGGACGCCUACGGCAAAUACGUAGUACCUGACGAGGCCAAGGGCUGGGGCAUGAUCUUCACCUACUUCUUCAUGGUCUAUUUUGCCAUUCUUCUCGUCCACCGCGAGAGGCGCGACGAGGAGAAGUGCAGGAGGAAGUACGGAAAGGACUGGGACCGCUACGUUGAGCUUGUUCCCUGGAGAAUCGUCCCUGGUAUUUACUAG